AUGUCCGCCCAGCUCAUGGGCAAUCCCGCCCACAACCAGAUGGCCCACAUGAACCAGCAACAGCUGCACCAGCACCAGCAACACCAGCUGCAGCAGGUCAUGGCAAGGGUAAACUACCUCCGCCAAAACCCAACAGAACAAAAGGCUCCAGGUGAACUCGAGAACCUCUUGAAAUUCAUCCAAAAUUUCAGCAACAGACAGCAGGCCAGUCGCGCACAGCAGCCCAUGCAGCAGAUGGCAACAAAUGGCCAUGUAGCCCCGCUAGCUAAUGGCAAUGUUGCCAAUGCUGCUUCGAUACCCCAGGGCUCAGGACAAGCCCAGCAGUUCGCUGCGCCAGCUCAAACGCCAGUAUCCUUCACACCAGCACAAAUCAACGCUCUACGAUCCCAAAUUCAUGCCUUUAAACUGUUGCAGCGCGGUAUGCCCGUCCCAGACCACCUGCAACAAGCAAUUCGAGUCCCAAACAAUGCUGUUCCCGAGCUCGAAAAGCUCUUGCAGGGCCCAGACGUGCCUUCAAGAAUCGUCGACUCGGCAGUCAAGGUGUCCAAGGCAGAGACACCCAGCCAGCCAUCCACUACACCAGCCCCUGCUGCCACUUCGACCACAGAGGAGGUCAAGGCAGAGGAACAGGAUCCCUCUGUCGACCCCUCGACCUUCCCCAAGGGCCCCUUCCUCGAAGACGACGUCAACUCGGGCAUUUAUCCCUACAAUGCCUACCGCCACCCAUUCAGCCACCUCAAGCGACCAGCAGACGUCGAUCCACAGCUUUUUGCCACCCGGUUACAGAGACUGCUGAUACCCACCAUCAUGCCUGCCGGUCUCGACGCCCACCAAAUUAUCAACGAACGAGAGCGAUACAUCGAAGCGCGAAUUCAACAACGUAUCCGCGAGCUCGAGGCUCUACCGUCCACCAUGGGCGACGGCGACUUUGACGAACCAAUCGACCUUGGCGAAGGUCCCUCAGAGGAAAAGGAGAACAAGACCGAGUUCGACACGGAGCAAGCUCUUAAAGCUCUCAUCCACCCUCCACCAACAGCGCACGGCAAGCUCCGUGCUCUGAUUGAACUCAAGGGCCUGCGCGUUCUUGAGAAGCAGCGCGCCAUGCGUGCUCAGGUCGCCGAACGCCUCGCCCAUGGCUCCAUGCUCCCUAUCAACCGCCUCGACUUUAGGCGCACGCGCAAACCCACCAUCCGCGAUGCCCGUACCAUCGACCAGCUCGAGCGCAAACAACGUAUGGACCGCGAGAAGCGUGCCAAGCACAAGCAUGUCGAGCAGCUGCUCAUCAUUUGCACGCAUGGACGGGAAGUGCUUAGUGCUAACCGCUCAGCACAGGAUCGGAUGCUCAGGUUGGGGAGGUCGGUGCUCAACUUCCACGCACAGACGGAGAAGGAGGAGCAGAAGAGGAUUGAGAGGUUGGCGAAGGAGCGUUUGAAGGCGCUCAAGGCGGACGAUGAAGAGGCGUACAUGAAGCUUAUUGACACCGCGAAGGAUACUCGUAUUACCCACCUGCUCCGACAGACCGAUGCUUACCUCGAUUCGUUGGCGCAGGCUGUGAGGGCUCAGCAGAACGAGCACGGGGGCUUGCAGUAUGAUACGGAGGAUGGACCUACCUCGGAGGCAACGUUUGGUGCUCAGGUCACCAAUGACGAGGGAGACGAUAAGAAGGUGGAUUACUAUGCUAUUGCGCAUCGUAUCAAGGAGAAGAUCACGAAGCAGCCGUCGUUGCUUGUGGGUGGCACGCUCAAGGAGUACCAGCUCAAGGGUCUCCAGUGGAUGGUCAGCUUGUACAACAACAAGCUUAACGGUAUCCUCGCCGAUGAGAUGGGUCUCGGUAAAACCAUCCAAACUAUCUCCCUCAUCACCUUCCUCAUUGAGGUCAAGCGUCAACGUGGUCCUUACCUCGUCAUUGUUCCUCUGUCUACUAUGACCAACUGGUCUGGAGAGUUCGCCAAAUGGGCUCCGCAAGUCCGGACAAUCUCGUACAAGGGUAAUCCCCAACAGCGAAGGAUGAUUCAGCAGGAGAUGAGGGCUGGUCAAUUCCAGGUGUUGUUGACGACGUAUGAGUACAUCAUCAAGGAUAGGCCUAUUCUCAGCAAGAUCAAGUGGGUGCAUAUGAUUAUUGACGAAGGUCAUCGUAUGAAGAACACCCAAUCCAAGCUCGCUCAAACUCUCACAACGUACUACCACUCCCGCUACCGUCUCAUCCUGACGGGUACCCCUCUCCAGAACAACCUCCCUGAACUCUGGGCCCUCCUCAACUUCGUCCUGCCCAAGAUCUUCAACUCUGUCAAAUCCUUCGACGAAUGGUUCAACACACCCUUCGCCAACAGCGGUACCGGCGACAAGAUCGAGUUGAACGAAGAAGAGGCGUUGCUUAUUAUUAAACGUCUGCAUAAGGUGCUGCGACCGUUCUUGUUGAGGCGGUUGAAGAAGGAUGUGGAGAGUGAGUUGCCGGAUAAGGUGGAGAAGGUGAUCAAGGUCCGCAUGAGUGCGCUGCAGAGUCAGUUGUACAAGCAGAUGAAGAAGCACAAGAUGAUUGCGGACGGAAACAAGGAUAACAAGGGCAAAUCCGGUGGAAUCAAGGGUCUCUCGAAUGAGCUCAUGCAGCUUCGAAAGAUUUGCCAACACCCCUUCCUCUUCGAAUCUGUAGAAGACAAGAUGAACCCUUCAGGAUGGAUCGACAACAAGCUCAUCCGCGCUUCCGGCAAAGUCGAGCUCCUCUCCCGUAUCCUCCCCAAAUUCUUUGCCACCGGGCAUCGUGUCCUCAUUUUCUUCCAGAUGACCAAGGUCAUGGAUAUCAUGGAGGACUUUUUGAAGUUUAUGGGGUGGAAGUAUCUGAGGUUGGAUGGUGGUACCAAGACCGAGGAGCGUGCGCAGUUUGUGCAGUUGUUCAACUCGAAGGAUUCGGAGUAUAUGGUUUUCAUUUUGUCCACGAGGGCUGGUGGUUUGGGUUUGAACUUGCAGACUGCGGAUACUGUUAUCAUCUUCGACAGUGACUGGAAUCCGCACGCCGAUUUGCAGGCCCAGGAUCGUGCGCAUCGUAUUGGACAGACUCGUGCUGUGCUCAUUCUUAGGUUUAUUACUGAGAAGAGUGUGGAAGAGGCGAUGUACCAGCGUGCGCGAUACAAGCUUGAUAUUGACGACAAGGUCAUUCAAGCUGGUCGAUUCGAUAACAAGUCUACACAGGAGGAACAGGAAGAGUUCUUGCGCUCCAUUCUCGAAGCCGACCAAGAAGAAGAGAACGAGGAAGCCGGCGACAUGAAUGACGACGAGCUCAACGAACUCUUGGCUCGAGGCGAACACGAAGCCCAAAUUUUCCGCGAAAUCGACGCCAAGCGUGAGCGGGAAGUGCUCGAGGCCUGGCGUGCCGCUGGGAACAAGGGCAAGCCUCCGCCACCGCUCUUCCAGUUGGAGGAACUUCCGGAAUGCUAUCAGACGGAUGAGCCGUUCCAGGCUGCUGAGGUUGAUGAUGUCAUGGAAGGCCGAGGACAGAGGAAGAGGAAUGUCGUUAGCUAUAAUGAUGGACUGGAUGAUGAUACCUGGGCGAUGGCUCUCGAAGAGGGUGAAGAUAUCCAAGAACUCACCGAGCGCGCUAGGGAGAAGAAGGAGCGCCGACUUGCCAACAAGCUGCUCAAGGAGGAGUCCGCACGGGGAACACCAGCCUCCGAAGGAGGCGACGGUCGCGGACGCAAGAAGAAGGGCAAAGCCAAGGCUACCGACUCUGAAUACUCUGCCAUCCUACCCGCUGGCUCUAAACGCAAACGUGGAGGUCAGAAGAGCCAUUCUGCCACGCCAUCCAUCGCUGAUGAAGAUGAAGAGCCUGAAAUCGGUGGAUAUCAGAAACGUCGCAAGACCAAGGCUGGGCCGUCGAGUAGCAAGGAUGAUGUCCCCCCUGCUGUGCGUGAGCGCAUGAAGAAAGCCUUCCAGGAGUGCUUCAAGGCUGUGACGAAUUGCGAAGCUGAGGCUGGAAGGAAACGAUGUGAAUUGUUCAGAGAGCUUCCUGAUCGACGGGACUACCCCGACUACUACCAACUCAUCAGCCAACCCAUCUCCCUCGCUCAGAUCCGCAAACGGUAUACCGGCACCCACUACAAGAGCGUCCAACAAUUCAAGAAUGAUUUCCUGCUCAUGUUCAACAACGCAAGGACGUACAACCAGGAAGGGUCAUGGGUGUACGUUGACGCCGACGAGAUGGAGAAGGUGUUCAAGAAGGCGUUUGAAAAGCACAUCGCUGGCACGGAUUUGCCUGGGGCUCCUCCGGCUGCUAGCAAUUCGUCGACGACGUCGUACGAGUCGGCAUUGACCCCGAUGGAGGAGGAUGAGAGGCCUGUUCCGUCAAGGAGUAGAUCUAUCAAGAAGAACGUGGUGGCGAGUGAUGAGGAGGAUGAUUAUCUCACUCCUAGUGACGAUGAUUAG
Molecule: messenger RNA, 4416 nt
Organism: Coprinopsis cinerea okayama7#130
Lineage: Eukaryota; Fungi; Basidiomycota; Agaricomycetes; Agaricales; Psathyrellaceae
Product: SNF2-family ATP dependent chromatin remodeling factor snf21
Exons: 11
Coding region: 1-4416 (1471 amino acids)
Biological process (GO): positive regulation of transcription by RNA polymerase II
Cellular component (GO): nucleus
Molecular function (GO): ATP binding; histone binding; DNA binding
Source: RefSeq, a predicted model, not a curated record